Anopheles maculipalpis is the source of this 1541-nucleotide messenger RNA. RefSeq names its product zinc finger protein ZPR1 (gene Zpr1). Lineage: Eukaryota; Metazoa; Arthropoda; Insecta; Diptera; Culicidae. The transcript has 2 exons. Gene Ontology annotation, molecular function: zinc ion binding. Gene Ontology annotation, cellular component: cytoplasm; nucleus. The coding region runs from base 108 to 1541 and encodes 477 amino acids. The record is from RefSeq and is a predicted model, not a curated record.
UAUUUUUCUGUUCCAAACGUAAUUGUGUGCAUCGAAACGAGUCGAUUUUUCGAGAAAGUGGGGCUCUCGGUUGAAUAUUUGUAAAAGAAAAUUACACAAAACCAAACAUGGAAACUAUAGCAGAGCCGAGCGGCAUUUUUCCCAAGCUAAACGUCGAAGAAGAGCCUGAACUGAGUGUCACGGAAGUUGAGUCCAUGUGCAUGAACUGCCAGGAGAAUGGCAUCACACGAUUGCUGCUGACGCAAAUCCCUUUCUACAAGGAGGUGGUUAUUAUGUCGUUUUCCUGUGACCACUGUGGAUUCGAAAACAAUGAAAUACAACCGGGCGGUGAGAUCGCACCGAAGGGUGUUGAAAUUCGUACCGAGAUUGUGACUGCACGUGAUCUAAACCGUCGCGUGGUAAAGUCCGAUUUUUCCAGCAUACGGAUAGAGGAGCUCGAUUUCGAGAUUCCGGCCCAAUCACAGAAGGGUGAAGUGACCACAGUGGAAGGCAUCAUUGAUCGUGUGAUACGCGGCUUGGAUCAGGAUCAGCCGGUACGCCAGAUACAGCACCCUGAAGCGGCGGAACAGAUCGAUGCGUUCAUUGCGAGCUUGCAAGCAUUGAAGGACCUGGAACGACCCUUCACGCUGACGAUAAAAGACAUUUCGGGCAACAGCUUUGUGGAGAAUCCAAACGCGCCACAUAAAGAUCCAGCUACCACGAUAUCGUACUUUCAGCGUACGAAAGAUCAAAACCAUCUGUUGGGAAUUUUCACUCACGAAGAGGUCGGUUCGGACGAACCGAAGAGUGUGGUGGAGGAAUCGGUGCAGCUUGAAACCGUACCGGAGGAAGUGGACAGUUUGCUUAAACCAAUCCGAGCAGGAGCAUGGACGCUGGAGGAGUUACAGGGCGAGGUACUAAAGUUUCAGACCAAUUGUCCCGAGUGUGCCGCUGCCUGUGACACCAACAUGAAGAUUACCACGAUACCCCAUUUUAAGGAGGUAGUGAUUAUGGCCACCGUUUGUGACAAUUGUGGUUUACGUACGAACGAAGUGAAGCCGGGCGGUGGUAUCGAAGAACAGGGUGUGAAAAUCGAGGUCACGGUACGGGGUAGGAUCGAUUUUUCCAGGGACGUACUGAAAUCGGAAUGCUGCAGUUUACACAUCCGUGAGCUGGAUUGUGAGGUAGGAGCCGGUGCUCUCGGAGGACGUUUUACCACGAUCGAAGGUUUGCUGACGGCGAUGCGCGAACAGUUGGUGGAAAGUACGGGGAUGUUUAUGGAUUCGAACGAUGCGGAAACAAAGGAACGAAUGGACAAAUUCUUCGGCCAGCUGGAUGUUGCAAUAGCUGGUCAAAAGCAGCUGACCAUCGUGAUGGAUGAUCCGACGGGCAAUAGUUACGUACAGUCACUGAACGACGACGGUACACCCGAUACGGCCCUGCGGAUAAUACGCUAUCAUCGAUCGUACGAGCAGAACGAGGAAUUAGGUUUGAACGAUAUGAAGACGGAAAAUUAUGGAGAAGAGAAGAUCAACGAGAAGGCAGAAGUAGAUGAAAGUUAA